Phacochoerus africanus (Common warthog) is the source of this 3959-nucleotide messenger RNA. It is a transcript of the gene PPARA, whose product is annotated as peroxisome proliferator activated receptor alpha. Lineage: Eukaryota; Metazoa; Chordata; Mammalia; Artiodactyla; Suidae. The coding region runs from base 507 to 1913 and encodes 468 amino acids. The transcript has 8 exons. Gene Ontology annotation, molecular function: zinc ion binding; nuclear receptor activity; RNA polymerase II cis-regulatory region sequence-specific DNA binding. Gene Ontology annotation, biological process: regulation of lipid metabolic process; negative regulation of transcription by RNA polymerase II; hormone-mediated signaling pathway. The record is from RefSeq and is a predicted model, not a curated record. Gene Ontology annotation, cellular component: nucleus.
GCAUGCGCGGGGCCCAGGGGCGCGGGUGAGGGCGCUUGCCGCGGGCUCGUGCUGGGAGAUCCCGGGCCCCUGGAGCCGCUUCUAGCUCGGCCUCCCUUCGAGCGUCCAGGGCCUUCCCGGAGCCUCGGCGUCCGCAGCUGUCGGUGGGGCUGGGGGCUGGGUAGAAGUGGAGGCCGGGGACCUCGGAGACACUGCGUCCUUAAGUUGUCACCCCGGGGAGAAGGCCCACCAAGCGAGUGCCUCGGGUGCGUCUUCCUUCAGCGUGGUCGAGUUUGGGUGUCACCGGCUGGAGGAGGUUUCCCGAGGCCUCCGGCGACCCCCUAGGCUAGGUGGCCCGAAACCCCGACAGACCGACUCUCCUGCGCCUGACGGCUGAGUCCCACGGGAGGGACUCGCACGCGGACUGCGGUGAAAGGCCCUGCCUCGUGGCAAGACAAGCUCAAAACCAGGACGCUGUCAUCACAGGAGCUUGGAGCCCGGGGCUGAGAGCAGACUGCCGGGUCAGGAUGGUGGACAUGGAGAGCCCCAUCUGUCCCCUGUCCCCGCUGGAGGCCGACGACCUGGAAAGCCCGUUAUCUGAAGAAUUCCUGCAAGAAAUGGGAACCAUUCAAGAGAUUUCUCAGUCCAUUGGUGAGGACAGUUCUGGAAGCUUUAGUUUUACAGACUACCAGUACUUAGGAAGCGGUCCGGGAUCAGAUGGAUCCGUUAUUACAGACACCCUGUCUCCAGCCUCCAGCCCCUCGUCCGUCACCUACCCUGUGGCUCCUGCUGGUGCUGAUGAGUCGCCCAGUGUGGCACUGAACAUCGAAUGUAGAAUCUGUGGGGACAAAGCCUCGGGCUACCACUACGGAGUUCAUGCCUGUGAGGGUUGCAAGGGUUUCUUUCGGAGAACCAUUCGGCUAAAGCUGGUCUAUGACAAAUGUGAUCGGAGCUGUAAGAUUCAGAAAAAGAAUCGGAAUAAGUGCCAGUAUUGUCGUUUCCACAAGUGCCUCUCGGCCGGGAUGUCCCAUAACGCAAUUCGAUUUGGGCGCAUGCCAAGGUCUGAAAAAGCCAAAUUGAAAGCAGAAAUCCUCACAUGUGAACAUGACCUAGAAGAUGCCGAGACCGCAGAUCUCAAGUCUCUCGCCAAGAGGAUUUACGAGGCCUACUUGAAGAACUUCAACAUGAACAAGGUCAAGGCCCGGGUCAUCCUCGCGGGAAAGGCCAGCAAUAACCCGCCUUUUGUCAUACACGACAUGGAGACACUGUGCAUGGCCGAGAAGACGCUCGUGGCCAAGCUGGUGGCCAACGGCAUCCAGAACAAGGAGGCGGAGGUCCGCAUCUUCCACUGCUGCCAGUGCACGUCCGUCGAGACCGUCACGGAGCUCACGGAGUUCGCCAAGUCCAUCCCGGGGUUCGCAAGCUUGGACUUGAACGACCAGGUCACGCUGCUGAAGUACGGCGUCUACGAGGCCAUCUUCGCCAUGCUGUCCUCUGUGAUGAACAAGGACGGGAUGCUGGUGGCGUACGGCAAUGGCUUCAUCACGCGCGAGUUCCUGAAGAGCCUGAGGAAGCCCUUCUGCGACAUCAUGGAGCCCAAGUUUGACUUCGCGAUGAAGUUCAACGCGCUGGAGCUGGACGACAGUGACCUCUCCCUCUUUGUGGCUGCUAUCAUUUGCUGCGGAGACCGGCCCGGCCUCCUAAACGUAGGACACAUUGAGAGAAUGCAGGAGGGUAUCGUGCAUGUGCUCAAACUCCACUUGCAGACCAACCACCCCGACGACGUCUUUCUCUUCCCCAAACUCCUGCAAAAGCUGGCGGACCUGCGGCAGCUGGUCACGGAGCAUGCGCAGCUGGUGCAGGUGAUCAAGAAGACGGAGGCGGACGCCGCGCUGCACCCGCUGCUGCAGGAAAUUUACAGGGACAUGUACUGAGGGCGCGGCCCAGUGCGCACCGAAGAAACUUUCCCAGGGUUUUGUCUUUGUUUUUUUGUUUUUUAAGGCAACAGCACUACAGGUGAGACAUGGGAGCAACGCGGCUUUGCACCUUGGACAACGGAAAGCAUAACCAGCUCUAGGUAACCGGAAUCCUAUUAUUCCACGUCUCUCUGUUUAACCAGUUCUCCGAAGAGGGAGCGGAGUCUGGAAAGGCUGAUGAUGAGUGCCUGGGCCUCAGGGCUUGGAAAACAAGAAGGCAGCGGGUCAGCGGCCUGAUGGUGGCGCCCCCCGCCUCCUCGCUGUUAACCAGCGCAGGACGCUUUGUGCCACCUUAGUCCUUUACCCUUGAAUUCACCUCAGAACGCGGCCACCUCUUGACGCUAAUGCUCCUUUAGGAUUUGGAAAACUAAUCAGCACUUUUAAAACUUUUGUAAUGGUGUAAAUCUAGAUGUCCCCGAAGGUUAGGUAUUUUGAAAAAGCAGCAGAAUAUUUAUUUGAAGGACUUCAGUUCUGUGUCCCGAAUUUGAAGAAAGACAACACGCUGUUUUUUAAGCAUAGGAUUUAGACUUUCCAAGAACAAUGUGAUAAGCUAUCCAAACGCAGUGGUUCCAUUUCAGUUCGCCAUUUUCGUGGUUGUAACUAAUACGGGAAAGCCUGUUGUUCCCAGGUUUGUGGAGAAGGUCCCAGAAAGCCACGUCGCCAGCACCGCCCCCCCCCCAAACUUGGUUCUCUGUGGUCAGCGGGAACCGGACAGACUCGGAAGCACAUUGGCUCCCCAUUCCUCUCACCCCCAUUUCCUCCCAGAUCUGAACCAGCCGAGUCAGGUGGUUUGGGGGCCGCGGUGGUGUUUCCAGGGGCACAGUGACAAGUGACUUGUCGAUGUCGCUUUGAAGCUCCCUCUGUCAAGGCAGCUCUGUGGUCUUUUUCUACGUUGCUUUCCAAAAUAUGCAGCUUUAUUUUUUUAACUCUUGAUGGUGGUAGCUGCUCCCUGGAGUGGAGAAGGUGACUUUAUAGCAUGGCCUGGGGUCGGGGCGGGCUCGGGGUCUCAGCUGGAGAACCGGGGUGGGGGGGGGGUUGGGGGCGGGGAUGAAAUGGUGGUUUUUUUUCCUUGGUCUCAGGAUUCAUGACAGGCUGGUGUUUUUUACCAGGAUUUCGAGGGUGGUCUCCUUUUCCAAAUCCACAUAGAAGGUGAUUUUCCAACAUCAAAAAUAGGUGUUUCGGGAGUUCCCAAUGUGGUGCCACAGAAAUGAUCUGACCAGGAACCAUGACGUUGCAGGUUCGAUCCCUGGCCUCGCUCCGUGGGUUAAGUGGGUUAAGGAUCCGGCGUUGCCGUGAGCUGUGGUGUAGGUCGCAGAUGCAGCUCGGAUGCCACGUUGUUGUGGUGUUGGUGUAAGCUGGCAGCUAUAGCUCCGAUUCGACCUCUAGCCUGGGAACCUCCAUAUGCCGUGGGCUCGGCCCUAAAAAGCAAAAAAAAAAGGGGGGGGCAAAAUAAAAUAGGUGUUUCAGCCUUAAAGAUCAACUAACUGUUCAGCCUUGCCCAGAGAUGAAGGCAGUGCUGAUUAUAGGUUUUGUCCAGAGCACUCAGACCUGGAAGUUCUCUUUUUCUGUCCACCAGGGUAGAUCAGUUGUCCCAGCAGAGAACCUUCAGCAGUGCCCUCCUCUGAGCCAGACUGGGCUGGGUCUGCCAGUUCCAUUGCCCCCCUGGGUUAAGGAUCCUGGGGUCUCUGGAGGCCUCUUGGACCCACAGUGCUCACAACCUGGUUGUACCCUUGACACCCCUCCUCCUCUGUCUUUAGGAAGUUUGGUUCUAGAAGGUCUGAUUAUUUGCUGUUAAAGGAUGGUUAGGAUUGGCAUUCCCGCUAUGCCCAGUGGUUUAAUGAUCCAGCUUGUCUCUAUGGAGGUGCCAGUUUGGUCCCCAGCCCAGUGCAGUGGGCUGAGGAUCCCGCAUUGCUGCAGCUAUGGUGUCGGUAGCAGCUCUGGCUCCAAUUCGAUCCCUGGCCCGGGAACUUCCACAUGCUGCAGGUUCAGCUCAAAAAGAAAAAG